Messenger RNA from Echinostoma caproni, 567 nucleotides. The record is from the annotation of a GenBank genome assembly. NCBI's taxonomy places the organism in Eukaryota, Metazoa, Platyhelminthes, Trematoda, Plagiorchiida, Echinostomatidae.
AUGGCAUAUGAUGCUGCUGCUGAAUACGGUUUUCACGCUGUUAAUGAUGAUGAUAUUGGUGAUGAAACUGAGGAUGAAUAUUUCGAAUAUGACUUGGAUGUUGAUGAUGAUGAUGAUGAUUGCAAUGCUGAUGCCUCGGAUGAUGAUGAUUCGGAGUAUAAUGAUUCAGAGGGUGAUGAUGAUGACGAUGAUCAGCCCGAUAAUGAUGUUUACGAUAACGAUCCAAAUGAUGCCGAUGAUGACUCGGUUGAUGACGAUCAUGAUGAUGAUGAUGAUGAUGACCAUGAUUGGGAUGCUGCUGAUUCAUCCGUGGCUAAAAGUGCCAUGCUGAAACUGACCGAUUUGGCUUACUGUGUGGUCAGUGAAGCAUGUGGACAAACCACAAUGGUGUUUCUGUGGUGUACCAGAUCGGGUGGGGAGCACACCUGGCCUGGGGCCCGUCGAUCAACGCUGGCAAAUGCCGUCCAUCAAAUCAGUUGUUUUCCGUGCUCUCUGAAGCGUGUAUCACAGGCAGAGUAUGGGGCAGUGCUGAAAUUCUCUGGGGACAUCGUGUUCGUGUCCGCGUGA